Prunus avium (sweet cherry) is the source of this 461-nucleotide messenger RNA. The record is from RefSeq and is a predicted model, not a curated record. Lineage: Eukaryota; Viridiplantae; Streptophyta; Magnoliopsida; Rosales; Rosaceae.
CAUCAAAAGUCAAGCCCCAGUACCAAUUAUAUUUCACGGGAUGCAGAACAUAGGGCGUUGCACGGUGUACUCAUCAAAUUCAAGCCUAAAAGUUCGUUAUCCUCUACAGAAUGCUUCGAGUAGUGCUAGUGCUAUUGGUAUUUUGUGUGCUGCUGAUACGACAGGCCAAUUCGCACGAAGAGUCGGGUGAAUGGAGCUGUGAGUCGGACUCUGACAUCCGGGUCCAGGCCGAGUUCGGACCCGGUCUUAUUACGCUCGAUGGUCAUGCCGACGACUGGAAGGACAUGGAUGGGUUCGAGUUCUCUCUCCGCCCUGCCCUUGACCCAGAUGCUGAAAACGAGUACAGAGGUGGAAAAAUGACAGUUAAGGCUUUGCAUGAUGGCCGUGAUGUCUUCUUUAUGGUUCAAGUUGAUGGGGACUACGCUUACUCUAAGGGGUAUGUUUUUUGGUGGAAGGAAUGA